This is a messenger RNA of Protobothrops mucrosquamatus (brown spotted pit viper), 1697 nucleotides long. RefSeq names its product small VCP interacting protein (gene SVIP). The coding region runs from base 78 to 323 and encodes 81 amino acids. The record is from RefSeq and is a predicted model, not a curated record. Gene Ontology annotation, cellular component: endoplasmic reticulum membrane. NCBI's taxonomy places the organism in Eukaryota, Metazoa, Chordata, Lepidosauria, Squamata, Viperidae. The transcript is spliced from 4 exons. Gene Ontology annotation, biological process: negative regulation of retrograde protein transport, ER to cytosol; positive regulation of autophagy; negative regulation of VCP-NPL4-UFD1 AAA ATPase complex assembly.
GGCUGCUCAAAGGACGGCGGGACUGGGACUCGCUGCUCGGCUCUGCCUGGCUGGCGGAGUGUUGCAGCGGGCUCGGGAUGGGGUUGUGCCUUCCCUGCCUGGGGGGAGCCGCCGAUCAGGUGGUGGAGACGCCGGACCCAGAAAUUAGAAGGCAGCAACUUGCAGAAGCAGCAGAAAAAAGACAAAUGGAGGCUGCAUCUCGUGGUGUUAAGAAUCUCUCUUCUGUGGAACAAAAAAAACGAAAACAAGAAGAAAUGGAGAAACGUCUUGAAUCUGGAACCCAGGGACCAGAAGGAGGCAAUCUAAGGUGGCAGGUUGGAUAAAAUACUGAGCAGCUUCAGAAUGAAGAAGGAUGAAGCUUCGUCUUGCCAAUAACUUGCCAGUUGCUACAGAUGAAUCAAACUUGUUAAUUGUCUAGCUUUCGCUGUUUGCCUCUGAAGAUGCAGCAGUAUUUUGCCAUUGUAGCAGGGUAGCUGACAUACAUGCACUAAGGAUGAAACAAAACUUCACAAUAUCCAGCAAAGAUGCCCUAAACCAAUCACUUCCUGUUUGUGUUGCCCUAUUGUGUAAUGCUGCAUGUCUAAAUGUACUGUAGGGGUGAAUUAUGGGAAUUACGAAUGUAAACAGAUGACAUUUUCAUGCUUUUGUGAUCAUGGGGAACAAUUCUGUUUUCCAAAGUGCCCCUUGUUAAACUUGUUGCCCUCUUACCCCGUUAUACUUGUUCCAAUGAUCUUUAAAUAUAUAUACAGGUAAUCCUUCACUUAAAACCAUUUGUUUGAAGGUUGACAAACUGAUUUGUUUCAGUUGAAGCUACAACUGAAAAAAUGACUUAAGCCAUUUUUCCCACUUACGACCGUUGCAGCAUCCCCAUGUUAUACUUGUAUGAUUCCGUUCAAUCCACUCCACAAUCCUUGAAUCCCUUUCAGUGGAUUAAAUGCCUGAAACCAACAGGCUUGUUUUAAAAGUAAGAACUUCAGAAUCAAAGCUUUAGUGCCUUCUGCUGGUUACACAUUUAACUGCUGCAUUGCCAUGAGGUAAAAAAAUCCCUAUCCUUGUGUCUUAGUUUUACACGUGUUAUGCCUAUGUGCAGGGUUUACAAAAAUACAGGCCAAAAUACUGGACUCUUAUUUUUUAAAAUAAGAAGUGAAAAGAAUACCUACAGGUGUUCUCCUUUACCACUUGGGUGUGAAAAACUCAUGAAAGGACAGCUAUAUGAUCCUACUUCUUUGUGAUGAAAUUUCUUCAUAGAAAUUACUUUUUUAAUUCUUAAAAACUGGUUGGAGGAUAUUAUUCUGCAUCUACAUCCAGUGUAAAAAUAUAUUUAUAUAGUCAUUCGUAUUAACAUACUGGAAUAAAUAUAAACAUAUUAUGUGAUUAUUCUCCCAUAACACCCUUUGCAGUUUACCUGGAAGUGAUGUGGAAAGAAACAGUAAAUUUGUUGAACUUCUAAACUAAUAUAGGAAGUGUUCACACAUCUUGAAUUUUAAGCAAGGAGUAGUAUCGACUUUUAUGAGAGAAAUGAAGGUGCAGUUUAUCUUGCUUUGUAUCAGAAAUAAAGAUAGUUGCUUCUUACUUAUUCCCAAUAUUAUAGGUACUGAUUUUUUGAAAAAAAAAAUGCUUCAGAAAUAUAUUUAAAAGUAAUAACAAGUGUUGUACAUAUGGGUACUGUAUAUGUCGGAGAGAAUAAAACGUGCAAA